AUGUCUAGCGAUAAUUUAUAGUAGUUCUAGAUAUUUUAAAUUUUUAUUAGUAGACUUUAAUACAAAUUAAAAUUAUUGAAAUAAGUCGGCAUGAAAUAAGAAAUUGUUGUCUUUGACUAGGGUUGAAAUUUAAAUAACCUUAAGUGAAUAUGAUCAGUUACUCAUUAAUAUUUCAUUAGUUAUAAUUUAUAUUGAUGUUCUGAAAUAGCUAAAUUACAUUGUCUAGUUUUUAAUUUUACCGAUACCAUAAAAAAUGUAUUUAAAUAAAAUUUUAUGUUUUUUUCUCAUUGGUCUGAACGGUGCUCUUUCAUCGAAAGUUUUAGAAUUAAGUGAUAAAUUUAUUGAUAUCAGUAAGGAUGGAAUAUGGUUUGUGAAGUUCUAUGCACCUUGGUGUGCCUACUGCAGCAGAUUAGAGCCAGUUUGGGCACAUGUGGCGCAGGGUUUAUUUAAUACUCCUAUAAAAGUGGCAAAAGUUGACUGCACCCGUUUUUCUGCUGUCGCUAGUCAUUUUCAAAUUCGUGCUUACCCAACGAUAAUGUUCAUUCAAGGCUCAUCAACACAUGUGUAUAAUGGGGAAAGAAUCAAAGAAGAUAUGGUUAACUAUGCAUUAAGAAUGGCCCAACCGCCAGUUCAGAAGGUAUCCUAUGCAGAUAGCAUUGAAAAUUUGAAAGAUACACAUGAUAUAUUUUUUGGUUAUAUUGGUGAUCACCAGGAUACUCUGUGGGAAGUGUACACAAUUCAAGCUAUUAAAUAUCAACCACAUAAUUGGUUUUAUUCAAUGACUUAUGAAACUGUUAAAAAGGCCUUAAAACCACCAAAUAGUACCUGUGUUUUCGUUUUUAAGGAUGAUGAUAUAUACUACUUUGGAGCAACACCAGAAUUAAUACAAGAUAAGGAAACAUUGAAUACAACUUUGGAUAAAUGGGUACAUUCUGAGAGAUUUGGUUUCUACCCUAAAAUUACAAGGUCAAAUUUCAAUGAACUACUGGACAUAGAAAAGUACUUAGUCAUUACAGUAGUUUCAGAAAACAAAUUAAAUGAAAUAUCACAAACAGAAAAAGACUUCAAGGAUAUGAUUGAAAGUAUAAUAAGAAAAAGAAAACAUGAACUUCACCAUAAAUUCCAGUUUGGUUGGAUGGGUUCCCCAGAUCUGGCAAACUCAAUUGUUAUGUAUGACUUAUCAGUUCCUCAUAUAAUAGUCCUAAAUUCAACAACCCAUCACCAUCAUUUGCCCGAUGAUGACCCUAUUUUAAUGACACCUGAGGCUGUAUCAAUGUUUCUUGAUGAAAUACAUAAUGAAAUUGCACCAGCAUAUGGAGGAAAAAGUUUCAUUGUAAGGCUGUACAGAGGAUUUUACGAAGCCCGAGCUACUGUAAGCAGUAUGUGGCGUGGAAAUCCCAUUUUAACCGCAUUGGUAUUCGGCCUCCCCCUUGGCUUUCUCUCACUACUCUGUUAUUCUAUAUGCUGUGCGGACAUUUUGGAUGCUGAUGAGGAAGAAUAUCCUGAUCAACACGAGAAGAAGGAUUAGUGAUGGGGUAGAAAUAAGUUAAAAUUAAUCUUAAUUAUGUGCAAUUUUAAAUAUUGUCACUGAAAUCUAGCUUAAGGGUGGAUUUUAUUAUGCUAGUCUAAUUUAAACGUACCAUAACCGCUGGAGAAAAAAAGUGUAAUCGUAAUUCCUUACGACGUAACAUAAUGGAUGGCUUUUCACCAGGGUUGCCAGUCGCGUCAACCUAUUCUUAUUAUACACAUGAGUAAUUUUUACCAUUAUGACAUAUUAAAAAUAAAUUAUUAUACUAUAAUAAUAAUAAGUUAAAACUUGACUAGUUCACAUGACGUCUAUUAUACAAGGCAUACAGGUUAC
Messenger RNA from Pieris napi, 1861 nucleotides. It is a transcript of the gene Tmx3, whose product is annotated as protein disulfide-isomerase TMX3. Bases 254 to 1528 code for a protein of 424 amino acids. Gene Ontology annotation, cellular component: endoplasmic reticulum. Gene Ontology annotation, biological process: peptidyl-cysteine oxidation. Gene Ontology annotation, molecular function: protein disulfide isomerase activity. The record is from RefSeq and is a predicted model, not a curated record. Lineage: Eukaryota; Metazoa; Arthropoda; Insecta; Lepidoptera; Pieridae. The transcript is spliced from 8 exons.